AUGUUGAAAUUAAAAUUAAGAAAAAUUAAUAAACUUUCCAUCCAAAAAUUUUUUAUUCCUUAUGCACAACUUGCACGCUGGAAUAACCCUAUUGGCGCGUGGCUAUUAUAUUUACCCUCAACUUGGUCUAUUACCAUGGCCGCAUACUCACAAACUAUAUCAGCUCAUGAAACUUUAUCAAUGCUUGGAUUAUUUGGUGCAGGAUCCAUAUUAAUGCGUGGAGCAGGUUGUACUAUAAAUGAUCUAUGGGAUCGAAAAAUUGAUGCACGUGUUGAACGAACAGCAAUGAGACCUUUAGCAUCAGGAGCACUUAGUGCUCGUCAAGCUAUAGCAUUUCUUGGAUUACAAUUAGCUGGUGGAGCAGGUAUUCUUAUACAACUUCCAGUUGAAUGUCAAUUAUUAGGGGCCAGUUCUCUUAUUUUUGUCACAGUUUAUCCUCUUAUGAAACGAAUUACUUGGUAUCCACAGGUUGUUUUAGGCUUUACAUUUAAUUGGGGGAUCUUAUUAGGGUGGCCGGCUUUAGUUGGGUGGGAUCACGUGACAUGGGGAUCAUGUUUACCACUUUAUAUAUCAGGAAUUAUUUGGACAGUUAUGUAUGAUAUAAUUUAUGCACAUCAGGAUAAACGAGAUGAUGCACAAGCAUCGGUUUAUUCAAUGGCUCUUAAACUUGGAAAACAUACUAAACCUUGGUUAUUUGCACUUUCUAUGUUACAAACGACUACAAUGGCAUGGGCAGGUUAUAUGAAUGGGCAUUCACCUAUAUUUUAUAUCUUUGGAUGCGGAUCCGGAAUAAUUUAUACUAUUUGGAUGUUGAGAACUAUUAAUUUGAAUAAACCCUCUAAUUGCUGGCUCUGGUUUAUACGUAGCAAACAUGCAGGAAUAUUAAUGGGUACGGGUCCCUUAAUAGACUGGAUUAUACGGAUUACAUCUGUUAUGUAA
Messenger RNA from Pneumocystis murina B123, 939 nucleotides. RefSeq names its product 4-hydroxybenzoate polyprenyl transferase. Lineage: Eukaryota; Fungi; Ascomycota; Pneumocystomycetes; Pneumocystales; Pneumocystaceae. The coding region runs from base 1 to 939 and encodes 312 amino acids. Gene Ontology annotation, biological process: ubiquinone biosynthetic process. Gene Ontology annotation, molecular function: 4-hydroxybenzoate polyprenyltransferase activity. The record is from RefSeq and is a predicted model, not a curated record. Gene Ontology annotation, cellular component: mitochondrial inner membrane. The transcript is spliced from 4 exons.